Sphaeramia orbicularis (orbiculate cardinalfish) is the source of this 1440-nucleotide messenger RNA. RefSeq lists its product as uncharacterized. The record is from RefSeq and is a predicted model, not a curated record. The transcript has 9 exons. Lineage: Eukaryota; Metazoa; Chordata; Actinopteri; Kurtiformes; Apogonidae. Gene Ontology annotation, biological process: prostaglandin biosynthetic process. Gene Ontology annotation, molecular function: antioxidant activity; prostaglandin F synthase activity.
UAACCCUCCCCCUCAGCUCCACCUGACUGCAGUCACAUGACCACAGAGGGUUUUUAUCCCACAUGGCUGCUGGUGCUCAGUCAUUCUGAGGGUUCUGGUCUGGUGUGGUCUGACGUGGAUCUGCGGGGUGGACCAUGGCCCAGGUCCAGGAUGAGCCGGAUCAGACCCUGGUCAGUGGUCUGGGUCAGCUGGUCAGUUUGGGAAACGUCCUUCUGGAAAAAGCCAAACAGGAGGCAGAGGAGUCUCUGGAGAGUUUCGUUCCAAAUAAGAUCACCACCCUGUUCGGCCUGAUCACAGCCGGAGCAACUUUGUACAAAAGCCUCGGAGUGACGAAAAAGACCGAAGCAGAGGCCAUUUGGCAGAAGUCGUACCAUCAUGCAGCGGUGAAGGAGCAGGUGGACGAGCUUCUGCAGCUGGAGACCAACUGGGACUCGUUCCUGGACGGUGUGGAUGCAGGUCUGCGGACCGUCGAUGGGCAACCUGCAGGAAAAACCACUGACCGCCUGAGCCCCGACAACACAUUUACUGACGCACGCAGCGGAAAGUCUGUGACUCUGGGUCAGUUCUUGGACCAGGGUCAGAAGCUGCUGCUGGUUCUCAUCAGACAUUUUGGAUGACUACCGUGACGGGACCACGUGGCCGAGCUGGAGGCCAGUGAGGCGCUCUUCAAGGCUCGGUCGGUGCAGGUCUUGAUCGUUUCUUUCGGCGGUGUGGAAGGAGCCCAGCUGUGGUUGGAGCAGACGGGAUGCAGCUUCCAAAUGCUACUGGAUCCACAGAGGAAGAUCUACAGGAGUUUUGGCCUGGGCUCGUCUUACUCCAGGGUGAUGAGCUUCGGAUGCCUGUUGCAGUACUCGGAGUAUGGAGCUGUGGACAGAGACUUCCCUGACGUCCCCGCUCGCCUCCUGGAGGACAUCUACCAGAUGGGAGGUGACUUUCUGCUGGAUGACACAGGGAAGGUGCUUCUGUCUCAUCCGUGUAAAACUCCUCUGGACAGACCGUCCACAUCACACCUCCUGAAGGCCGCCGACUCCACAGACUCGGAGUAGAAACAGGUUUAAUCGAUGGGGUUAAAGCUGUGACGGACGUGGGGUCGGAUGCAAGCGGAGGGACAACCUUUAACGCUGACACCACAGAAGAAGAGCUGCUCUUUGACGAACAUGAAUGACGUCACGUCUUGAAGUCACAAAUCCGUGAAGAGGUGUGACCGAUGGAAAACAGGACGGCAAAGACCACUGCUCUUCCUCAGUGUGUCAGCGUUAAAACGGCAGCAAAAUCACUAUGUUUACAUCUGCACUAAUAUUCUACUGUUAGUCCAUGUUCAGUUUAGUCCAGGGGGGUCAAACAUACGGCCCGUGGGCCAAAACCGGCCCCCAGACGAUCCAAUCUGGCCCGUCGGAUGAAUCUGUGACAUGAAAAAUUACACUGAAGAUAUUAAGAAGU